Molecule: messenger RNA, 357 nt
Organism: Trypanosoma theileri
Lineage: Eukaryota; Euglenozoa; Kinetoplastea; Trypanosomatida; Trypanosomatidae
Exons: 1
Coding region: 1-357 (118 amino acids)
Source: RefSeq, a predicted model, not a curated record
AUGCGAAUUCCGCCUUCGCGACUUGGCAACAUUGGUGGUCUCGCAUGCCACAAAAAGUUCAAACAUCCAUCUGGAACCCCAAUUUUGCCAGCAACAAUACAAGUAACGUUUCCGCAAAAUAAGAAACGCCAGCGAGAUACGUCGUCACCGGAGCGUGAGGACAGAGAGAAAGUCCAAUGCGGAGUAUGCCAGAAGUUCUACGCCCACCUAGCCUCCCUCGUAAUACAAUGCAGAAAAUUCCAUGAAGGAGAGGGCAUGCCACAAAAAUCGAAUUCCACCAAUGGGCAAUACAAAACAACGAAAACGAGAGACCUUCCGGCAUUAGUCUGCCCCUCAUGCGGUCGUCAAUGUGUAUGA